AUGUCGAUACAGCCUGAAUCACAUUCACCCCACAUAUUUGGCCUCUGGAGUGCGAUCGGUCUAGGGUGGCUGACUCUCAAUGUCUUUGGGACCCUUUCAUUUAUCAUCGUUGUCGGGCUACCAGCCGGCGGUGUCCCGGUGAUACUUUAUGGAUUCAUCGGCUCCAAUCUCGCGGUGAUCUGCAUGGUGAUGACCUUCGCCCAGUGUGCAUCAAGGUUCUCUACUGCAGGCGGCGCCUAUCACUACGCAUGCUUUCUGAUCCCUCCCCAAUACCGCCGUCAGAUAGCGUAUCCUCUCGGCUGGUUGAACUAUCUCGGCUGGAUUUUCACCCAUGCGGGCGCGUGCGCAAUUGUUGCUACCUUGACGCUAGGGUUAAUCAAAUUGUGCAACCCGGAGAUUGAUGUAUCGCCUCGCUGGAAGCUCUUCGUCGUCUACAUCUCCAUCAACACCUUAUGCUGGCUGUUCAAUCUCGUGGCUGUCCGCGGUAUUCCGACGAUGGAACUCCUGGGCUGCUAUGCGACAGCCUUUGGAUUUGUGGCUUAUACCAUCGCUCUACUGGUCAAGGCUCCCAAGGCUGAUUCGAAAUCGGUGUUUGUUCAGGUCAACGAUGAAACGGGAUUCCAGUCGCAUGGCUUCGCGAUUCUGCUCGGGCUGGUCAAUAGCUUCGGAACCAUGAUGGGGUUGGAUGGGCCAGCUCAUCUCGCAGAGGAACUGCCCCGGGCGAAAAUCCUACUCCCGCGAAUAAUGAUGAUUGUCAUUCUUUCUCAGUUCGUCGUCGGGCUGGUGUGGAUCAUCGUCUUGGGCUUCUCUAUUACUGACGUGUCCGCUAUCACAAGUAGCGCCACACGAGUGCCUGUGCUGGAAAUUAUCCGACUCGGAACAGGAAGUAAUGCAGCCGCCAUCGCGUUUUGUCUGAUUUUGAUUAUCAACAAUGCUACCUCGGCUCUAGGCAGUGCAGUGACCAUGAGUCGACAGGGCUAUGCGUUCGCUCGAGACGGUGGCUUAUUUUGGAAUGCUCAGCUCACAAAACGCUCAUCGAAUUCCAAUCUGCCAUUUUGGUCGAUUACCCUGCCGUCCCUGGUUUGCGCUCUUGUCGGAUUGAUCUAUCUCUUUUCCAGCUCCGCCUACAACGCCUUCGUCGGGUCGCAAGUUACGUGUAUGAUCAUCAGCUUCGGCUCUCCGGCCCUGAUUCUUCUUAUCACCGGAGGCCAACUAUUGCCCGCAUGUGAUCGAUGGAACUUUGGGGUCUGGUCCACCCCGAUCUACCUCAUUUCGGUGCUACACGGCUCUGGUGAUGGGCUGCUUGGCAUUCGCAAUGGCACUUGCGUGGGUGUUGGAAGGGCACAGAUCAUUUUCGCCUCCGUCAAAUGA
Molecule: messenger RNA, 1371 nt
Organism: Aspergillus uvarum CBS 121591
Lineage: Eukaryota; Fungi; Ascomycota; Eurotiomycetes; Eurotiales; Aspergillaceae
Exons: 9
Coding region: 1-1371 (456 amino acids)
Biological process (GO): transmembrane transport
Cellular component (GO): membrane
Molecular function (GO): transmembrane transporter activity
Source: RefSeq, a predicted model, not a curated record